Molecule: messenger RNA, 1233 nt
Organism: Funneliformis geosporum
Lineage: Eukaryota; Fungi; Glomeromycota; Glomeromycetes; Glomerales; Glomeraceae
Source: the annotation of a GenBank genome assembly
AUGUCUGAACCGGCAAUUUUUAGAUUAAAAUGUGCUGUUCAAAAUUAUGAUUGGGGGAAAAUUGGAAGUGAAAGUAAAGUGGCAAAAUUCGCUCAAGUUUCAAAAGACUUUGAAAUUCAACUUGAUAAACCAUAUUCCGAGUUAUGGAUGGGAACACAUUCAAAUGGUCCAAGUGUGAUGGCAAAACAACCGACACAUUCACUUAAAGAAAUAAUAGAAUCAAACCCAAAUGAAUUACUUUCAUCGGAAAUUUCUAAAAUAUAUAAUGGAGAUUUACCAUUUUUAUUUAAAGUUUUAUCAGUACGAAAAGCCCUUUCUAUUCAAGCACACCCUGAUAAAAAGCUUGGAAAAGAAUUAUUCGAAAAAUUUCCAAAAAUUUAUAAAGAUCCAAAUCAUAAACCUGAAAUGGCCGUGGCGAUUACAGAAUUUGAAGCUUUAUGUGGUUUUAGGCCUUUAACAGAAUUAAAAUCAGUCCUUGAAGAAAAUCCCGAAUUCACCGAACUUAUUGGAAAUGAAAUUUCUUCUCGUUUUUUAAAAACAAUUGAUGGAAGAGAAAUUUCUCAAUUUAUAGAGGAUAUCGAAUUAAACAAAUCAGCUCUUCGUGAAUUAUUUACCAAAGUUAUGACCACAAAUGAAACGAUUGUUUCUCAACAGGUUGAUAAAUUAAUUAAAAGAUUAAAAUCGGAUAAUGAAACUUUUACGAUAGGAAGUAUUCCUGAACUUCUAAUUAGAUUAAAUGAUCAAUUUCCUGGUGAUGUAGGAAUAUUCGGUGCUUUAUUAUUAAAUUAUGUAAAAUUGGAUUCCGAUAUUGUGGAGUGUAUGGCGACUAGUGAUAACGUCAUCCGUGCGGGAUUAACUCCUAAAUUCAAAGAUGUUGAUGUCCUUGUGAAUAUGCUAACUUAUCGUUAUGGAAGUGCCAAAUCUCAAAUUUUAAAUCCAAUUCCAUAUAAGAAUCAUAAAUCAACUACUUUAUACGAUCCACCGAUAGAGGAAUUUUCCGUUAGCAUGACUCGGCUUAAUUUUCUAGAAAAAAGGGAAGUGUUUGAUGGAAUUCCAGGUCCUAGUAUCAUAAUCGUUAUUAAAGGAAAUGGAUCUAUGACAGCUGAUGAAACAUCAGAAUUAUUAGAACCUGGAAGUGUAUUUUUCGUUGGUGCUAAUGUUCCAAUUAUGAUCGAAGCGGCAACAGAUAGUGAUGGAUUGGACUUCUUUCGAGCAUUUUGUACUUUAAAAUGA